AUGGGACGAACAUCGAGAAAAAACAAAUCUUCUUGGAGAAAAAAUAUUGAUGUGUCGGACGUUGAUCAAUUUAUGGAAGAACAAAGAGAAGACGAACGUGUAAGAGAUGGAGCCAUAUUGGAUACUCAAUUAUUUAUGGAAGAUGAUAACAAACUAAAUUUGAAGCAAUCCCGGAAGAAAAAAUUCCAAGCAAGUCCCAAAUUUUGUACAUCUUUAAAAAACCCUUCCCAAAUUGUGGUACCGGUAGCCAAACUUAACGUUAAAAAGCCUGUUCCUGCAAGCAAACAUUCUAAAAGAAUUAAAAACGUACAGUUAAAAACUAAUAAAACCGAUAUUUGGGAAACUUCCGAUCUGGCAGAGAAAAAAAAGAAAAGUUUGAACGAUGCUGUAAACCAGCAUACUGGCGCACGCACAGAAAAGCAACAGUUAAACAAGAAACAAACGGUCAUACCUAACGUCGAGAUUCCAAAACCAGGUACAAGUUAUAAUCCCGCCCUUGAUGACUAUAAUGAAUUAAGGAUGUCAGUAGUAAAGAAGGAAAAAGAAAUACAUAAGCGUAAAGAACAUUUUGAUCGAGUAAUCACAAACAAGUUCACGAAAAUGUCUAAACAAGACCGUGAUGAUCUGGUUUGGAAUGAAAUGGCCGAAGGUCUGUUGGAAAAUAAAGACAACCAGGAUACGUCGGACGAUGAACGGACAGAUGAAGAAUAUAAGGCCGUAAAUCCACCCGUUGAAAAUAAAAAGAAAAACCGGAAGGCAAAAAACAAAAAACAAAGAACCAUACAAAAACGAAACACUGAAGUCACAGUUAAAGAAGAGUUAAAAAAGUACACGGAUAUCGAAAAGAUAGCGACAUUAAAAUCUGAUCUCAACAAACGUGAAGCGUUGACAAAGAAAAAGCAAGAGAAUAGAGCAAAACGAGUGAAGGACAAACUGUCGAAUCCGCCUCGCGUUUCUUAUCUAAAAUUUGAGGAAUCGGAAGCCGAUUUUGCGGAGCCUACAGAACUUACAGGUUCAUUGAGAACCAUCUGUGCAAAUAGAAGUCUUAUUGUUGAUCGUUUCAAAAGUUGUCAAAAGCGUGCAUUAAUAGCUCCCAAAAAGCACCGUGAUGGUAUACUGCGUAGUAAUAAAUCACGUCUUAAACGUUGGAAACGAUACACUAAAGGAGAUCACAAGGACAACGAAUAA
Messenger RNA from Sabethes cyaneus, 1188 nucleotides. Its product is annotated as ribosome biogenesis protein NOP53-like. Gene Ontology annotation, biological process: ribosomal large subunit assembly; rRNA processing. NCBI's taxonomy places the organism in Eukaryota, Metazoa, Arthropoda, Insecta, Diptera, Culicidae. The record is from RefSeq and is a predicted model, not a curated record. Gene Ontology annotation, molecular function: 5S rRNA binding. Gene Ontology annotation, cellular component: nucleolus. Bases 1 to 1188 code for a protein of 395 amino acids. The transcript has a single exon.